Striga hermonthica is the source of this 2310-nucleotide messenger RNA. The record is from the annotation of a GenBank genome assembly. NCBI's taxonomy places the organism in Eukaryota, Viridiplantae, Streptophyta, Magnoliopsida, Lamiales, Orobanchaceae.
AUGGGGUCGAAAAAUUGCAUGAAUGAGGUGUGCCGAGCAACAACGUCACCCGACUGGAAGAAAGGUUGGAGCUUGAAAUCAGGUGGACUAGCUUGGCUUUGUUACAAUUGCGGAUCUGCCUAUGAGAAUUCUAUUUUCUGUGAAACAUUCCACUCGGAGGACUUUGGUUGGCGGCCAUGCAGAGUAUGUGGAAAGAUGGUUCACUGUGGAUGCAUUGCUUCAAGGCAUCUACACGAGUACAUGGAUUUUGGGGGUGUUGCUUGCAUAAGCUGUGCAAAGCGUUUGGAGACCCAUGCAAGGGAAACAAUGACCCCUAGUGAUAUUCUUAAUGGCAAAUUUGACUCGCUGAUUAUAAAAGCAAUGGACGGCACAUUAGACGAUGACAAAUUCAGCACAGAGAGGCCCCUGCAGUUGACCAAGUCCAUAGGGGUCAACGACAUAACCUCAGCAUUCGAGCAGAUCAAACGAGAUGAACCGUCCGUGCUAAAAACCUCUGAGACGGGAAGAAACUUAACAAGUGCCCCUUCGUCUGUUUUCAUUAAACCAGACAAUAUGGGGACAAGACAUCACCUUAAUAAGGACAUGCCAGAAUCUCUAACUCAGCCUUGUCUGAGUUUCUCCCUGUCAGCAAACCCUCCUUUAGCUGGCUCGAGCAGUUUAUCACCACAUUUUGCUGGUGGGAUUGUCGAGGGGAGUGAUCAGAACAAAGGUUCUUUACAAAAGACACGCCCUGUUCUUGCAAAGCCGCCAAAACCUAGUCCAAUGGCAGGCUCUGAGACGAGUCGAGCUGGCGGUUCUCAGGUUCGGGUCCCGAGGCCUCCGGCGGAAGGGCGGGGCCGUAGCCAGCUGCUUCCUCGUUAUUGGCCGAGGAUCACAGAUCAAGAGUUGCAGCAGUUAUCUGGAGAUUUGAACUCCACUAUUGUGCCAUUAUUUGAGAAGAUUCUCAGUGCUAGUGAUGCUGGCAGAAUUGGCCGUCUGGUCCUUCCGAAAGCCUGUGCUGAAGCAUACUUCCCUACUAUAAAUCAAUCAGAAGGUAUACCUAUAAAGAUUCAGGACAUUAAGGGAAAAGAGUGGACAUUUCAGUUCCGGUUUUGGCCGAACAACAACAGCAGGAUGUAUGUUUUGGAGGGUGUAACACCUUGCAUCCAAAGUAUGCAAGUACAAGCUGGUGAUACAGUGAUAUUUAGUAGGAGAGAUCCUGGAGGUCAACUUGUCAUAGGCUGUCGCAAGACAAUAACCAAUACUGAUGUCCAGGAACCUCAAACUCCAGCAAUUCCAAAUUCUGAUCCACCGGGAGACACAUCAUCAUCAGGCGGCAAUGAUAAUCUGCCAGCGAAUGGAGGCAGAGGAUCUGAAGAUUCUCGGCAGAUGCAACUGAGCAGCGUGUUGCAGAAGAAAAAACCAAGAAAUAUUAAGAACAAGAGGCUUCACAUGUACAAUGAUGAUGCUCUAGAGCUUAGGAUUAAUUGGGAAGAAGCACAAGAGUUGUUGCGUCCUCCUCCAUCUACCGAGCCGACUGUUUUCAUGGUCGAGGAUUAUGAGUUUGAAGAGUUUGAAGAACCCCCGAUUUUUGGGAAGAGGACGAUUUUCAUAUCUCAACCUUCCGGGGAGCUUGCACAACUGGUUCAAUGUGAUAGUUGCUCGAAAUGGCGUAAGCUGCCAGUUCAAGCUCUUAUUUCUGCAAAUUGGACGUGUACAGAAAAUGUCUGGGACACUAACAGGUCUUCGUGUUCUGCUCCAGAAGAGAUGAACCAAAGGGACCCAAAUUUGUUCUCUAGAACUAACAAGGAUCACAAGAAGCAAAGAACUAGCGACAGCAAAUCGGGCUCCCCUGAAGGCGAGCUCUCGUCUGGCCUAGACGCACUUGCAAAUGCUGCAGUCUUGGGGGACAACAUAACCGAGCUCACGGCUGGGCCCACCACAAGGCAUCCACGUCAUCGUCCCGGCUGCUCGUGCAUCGUCUGCAUUCAGCCCCCGAGCGGUAAAGGCAGGCACGACCCCAACUGCAAGUGCAAUGUCUGCCUAACCGUCAAACGCCGCUUCAAAACCCUCAUGCUCCGCAAGAAAAAACGCCAUGAUCCACAUCGUGAGGAUGAUAUUUUGGCGGGAACUUCAGGGAUGAGCCUAACGACGUUGAUCAACACAGCUGCUGCUGCUGCUUACCCGCUGGAUAUGUAUUUGGGCCGGAACGGGCUCCAAAGACUUGGACCGGGCAUUUCUUUGAUCUCUCGGGGUUCUAGUGGAGGUUUUGAUGGAGUUGGGUUGUCGCCUGGGGAUGGGAAGCAGGAGAAUAGUUGCAUGGAUGGGUGA